AUGCCGCCAAAGAACAACGAAGCACCAAGUGCAGUCGCCCCGAUCGCCCCUGCGACAGAUGUCAGCGACCAAAUCGACAAAAUGUGUCGACUACUGGAAGCUAGUCAACAAAGAUCAGAUGAGGCCAUCAGGGCAUUGACCGCAGCUCAGGCCAAAUUAGAAGCUACAAUCGCUGAGUUGCGAAAAGCAAAUGAAGCCACGCGUAAAACCCAAGACAAAGAAAGUCCCAACCUUGAUGGAUUAGGAACUCAGAAGGAAGAAAUGUUGCGAGAGGUGAUGCAGAAGUUCUCUGACGAAAGAUCUGCAUACGACUCUGACUACGUAGAAUUGUUUUCAAGAAUCACCGAGAGAUCACCUUUCGCAGAGUGGAUACAGAACGAGCCGAAGCCGAGAGAUUUUUUGAUUCCCCCUCUACCUGAAUUCAAUGGGAAGGGAGACCCACUCAAUCACCUAUUCCAGUUCAAACAGAAGAUGGCCUUGGAAGUAAAUAAUGAAGCCAUUCAGUGCAAAGUGUUCUCCACAACUUUUUUUGGACCAUCUCUGCUAUGGUUCAGACAACUAAACCACGACUCUGACAGCAGCUUCGAAGACCUUCGCAGAGCUUUUCUUCAGCAGUACAAUGCCAACUGCGAAGCUCCAAGAACGAUGGCAAACCUCUACCAAAUUGAGCAAGGAGAAAAUGAGCAGCCAAAGUUGUACCUACAACGCUUCAUCAACCUUGUACACCAAAUCCAUGAUGUGGAGCCAGCAACCACAGCCAAUCUCUUCGUCAAAAGUCUGCAAGUGGGGUCCCUCUUACACGAGAAUCUCACUAUGACUCCUCCAUAUGACAUGGCCAAGAUUCAGGCUCGCGCCGAGGGCAUGUUCAGGGUCUUGGAAUAUCGAGAGCGCGCACAAAAGAAGUCUGCUCUCAUUUCAAUGCCACCACCAAACAACCCGUCCCCUCCAUCUACAAGGGACGAGAAAAGAAAGAGACAGGAGUUAGACCACACGAAGGGGGGAAAGAGGCCAGGAACAAGCCGAGACCCACCACGGUACUCCUCUUUCAAGUACACAGUCCCCUAG
Messenger RNA from Humulus lupulus (European hop), 1065 nucleotides. RefSeq lists its product as uncharacterized. The transcript has 2 exons. Lineage: Eukaryota; Viridiplantae; Streptophyta; Magnoliopsida; Rosales; Cannabaceae. The coding region runs from base 1 to 1065 and encodes 354 amino acids. The record is from RefSeq and is a predicted model, not a curated record.